This is a messenger RNA of Mycotypha africana, 795 nucleotides long. RefSeq lists its product as uncharacterized. The transcript is spliced from 2 exons. Bases 1 to 795 code for a protein of 264 amino acids. The record is from RefSeq and is a predicted model, not a curated record. Lineage: Eukaryota; Fungi; Mucoromycota; Mucoromycetes; Mucorales; Mycotyphaceae.
AUGAACAUAACUCGUGAUCAAGCCAUCUGUAGGUUUUUUUGUGAAGAUUACAGCAAAGAAAAUGCAGCAAGAUUGUCGAAAAAGAUCGAAGAGUUUGGCUCUUUUGAUGUGUGUUAUGAAAACGAUCCUAAGCGACCUGUUAUGGUGCAUUUGAGUGUGAUUAGGAACGAUCCCACUACCUUUAAACGUUAUUUAACUGAAGAAUCAGCUGUGGACCUUGAGGAAGCAGUAGAAGCAAAAUCUGAACUUGUAUCGGAACGACAAGUAAUCACAUUUCUGAAUGAAGUUUAUAAACCUACCGAUCCUCGAAAUGAAGCUGUCUAUUGCCUUCAAGAAGUUGACACCAAAGAAAUAUAUGAGUCAGUUAUUUCGAAAACUGAAUGCAUGAACAAGAAGUCAGAAGUAGCGUUUGCAACUUGGUGUUCGAAAAGAAAAGUUAGCUUUAUGGGUGAGCCAUUUACUAGGAAGAGGAGUACAGGAUCGAAUAAGCGCUAUAGGAGACUUUAUGUGAUGAAGAAUGAAUUUAGAGGUAAUAUACUAUUUGAGUUUCUUAGAAAUACCAUUAUUUAUUCUCUACUGUUAGAGGGUGUUGUGAAAUCCAUCACUACUGUAAUGAGUGAAUUACUUUUCAUUAGAGAGGUUUCAUUCGAUAAACAUAUAAAUAUGGCCUGCUUCUCAAUUCCUAAUAUCUUUAGUGAUUUUUAUCUGUUUUUCCUGCAUAUUAUACUUUUCUCUUGUUUUAAUAAAAGUAGUCUAGAUUAUCUUGUUGUAAUUUCCGUUCAGAGUUGUAAGUAA